Molecule: messenger RNA, 741 nt
Organism: Trichomycterus rosablanca
Lineage: Eukaryota; Metazoa; Chordata; Actinopteri; Siluriformes; Trichomycteridae
Product: homeobox protein Hox-B8a
Exons: 2
Coding region: 1-741 (246 amino acids)
Biological process (GO): regulation of transcription by RNA polymerase II
Cellular component (GO): nucleus
Molecular function (GO): RNA polymerase II transcription regulatory region sequence-specific DNA binding; DNA-binding transcription factor activity, RNA polymerase II-specific
Source: RefSeq, a predicted model, not a curated record
AUGAGCUCCUACUUUGUCAACUCUCUCUUCUCCAAAUACAAAAGUGGAGACUCUUUACGUCCUAAUUAUUACGAAUGUGGUUUUGCGCAAGAUCUGGGCACCAGACCUACUGUCGUGUACGGUCCAGGCACAGGGGCAACUUUUCAGCAUGCUCCACAGAUUCAGGAAUUUUACCACCACGGCGCGUCCACGCUCUCUGCAGCUUCCUACCAGCAAAGUCCAUGUGCCGUGACCUGUCAUGGAGAACCGGGCAACUUCUAUGGCUACGAUGCUCUACAAAGGCAAACACUCUUUAGUGCUCAGGACGCCGACUUGGUCCAGUACAGCGACUGCAAACUUGCCGCUGGAGGGAUUGGCGAUGAAACGGACAACACGGAGCAAAGUCCUUCCCCUACACAGCUGUUCCCCUGGAUGAGACCUCAAGUAGCUGCCGGACGCAGGCGAGGCCGCCAGACCUACAGUCGUUACCAGACACUCGAGCUGGAGAAAGAGUUCCUUUUCAACCCAUACCUGACACGCAAACGGCGCAUCGAAGUGUCGCAUGCCUUAGGACUAACUGAACGGCAGGUCAAAAUUUGGUUUCAAAACCGCCGCAUGAAAUGGAAAAAAGAAAACAACAAGGACAAGUUCCCCAGCAGUAAGUCAGAACAGGAGGCGAUUGAAAAAGAGAAGCGGGAGAAGGAGCAGACGGUUGGAGCACAGUCGGCAGAUGAAAACUGCGAUAAAGCUCAACAAAUAUAG